AUGAACUCCAAGAAGGACCGUAUUCCCGCCCGACAAAUCUCUCGCUCCGUUUCUCGUGAAAUACGCCGCGUGCCUCGUGUGUCGGACUCCCUCCGUGUGUUAGAGGAUUCGUGCGACGAAGGUAGUUUCGAGUCCUUUGAUGCCACUCACUAUGCACUUCAAACUCUCAACAAGCACAUCGAACGAAGGCUCGCAAAGCUGCAAGCCAAUACAAUCCGCCUGAAGCGUGAACUGUGGCUGCUCCAGCGACACAUCAAAGAGUUUCGCCAUCCUCUUUUCGAGAACUGGGAAGCCGACAUGCUCACCCGUCUUAUCGAGGUUGCUCACGCCCAUCAGCACAAGAAGCUACCGGGUGGCGUCGUGAUCGGAGAAUUCUCAUUUGCCGAACGCGAAAAUCUCAAUCAUGCAUACAGCAUCGCGGCAAAGGCAAUCCGGAUGCCGACUCUUCGUAAACUGGGUCUGUCGGAGAAGUAUCAUCAGGCUCUGCAACGGUACUCAGAGGUUGCUCCCUAUCGAAGCCCAAAUCCCUUCCAGACCGAGUUUGCAUUCGCCAAAUGGCUGAUCGAGGUGCGGGACGACAGACCGGAACUGUAUGGAUUCUGGUCUAAGCUUUUCCCCGUCUGCUAUGACCGCAGUGUCCAGGAGAGCGCCUCCAUCUUCUAG
Molecule: messenger RNA, 663 nt
Organism: Penicillium coprophilum
Lineage: Eukaryota; Fungi; Ascomycota; Eurotiomycetes; Eurotiales; Aspergillaceae
Exons: 3
Coding region: 1-663 (220 amino acids)
Source: RefSeq, a predicted model, not a curated record